Messenger RNA from Aspergillus tubingensis, 273 nucleotides. Its product is annotated as eukaryotic translation initiation factor 3 subunit EifCa. The coding region runs from base 1 to 273 and encodes 90 amino acids. The transcript has 2 exons. Lineage: Eukaryota; Fungi; Ascomycota; Eurotiomycetes; Eurotiales; Aspergillaceae. The record is from RefSeq and is a predicted model, not a curated record.
AUGGACCACUUUGAUAAGCAGCUGCGCGAGGACCGUCUCGCACACCUUCCUCCUGCCAUGCUCCCCAGACAGCCACCGCCGUUGGACCAGAACGGAAAGAUGGUCGUGUCGCGCGCACGAGUCUCUAUAGGCCUGCUUCUGCACGACUCCAUAGGCCAAGGCCAGGAAUGGGCCUUCAACGCCAACGCAAUGCAAUGCAAUGCAACUCAAAAUGGCGAUAUUGGUGGGCAGAUUGAUGAAAUUGGGGGGUCUUCAGCCAAUCGCAAGCCCUGA